Messenger RNA from Anguilla anguilla (European eel), 872 nucleotides. Its product is annotated as meiotic recombination protein REC8 homolog. The transcript is spliced from 5 exons. The record is from RefSeq and is a predicted model, not a curated record. Gene Ontology annotation, biological process: mitotic sister chromatid cohesion; synaptonemal complex assembly; replication-born double-strand break repair via sister chromatid exchange. NCBI's taxonomy places the organism in Eukaryota, Metazoa, Chordata, Actinopteri, Anguilliformes, Anguillidae. Gene Ontology annotation, molecular function: chromatin binding; protein binding. Gene Ontology annotation, cellular component: cohesin complex; synaptonemal complex. Bases 366 to 857 code for a protein of 163 amino acids.
UGUUUGUAGUGUUUCGCCCUUUGAAAUUCUUAGACGCUUAAAUUGGCGUUAUUGGUCAGUUUGUUUCCACAGCAUAAAUUAAACUGUUGAUUGGUCAGAAGUAAUGGGAGGGGACAGUGUUAUCUAAAAUAAGGGUAGCCUAUAUCGAUUGUUCCAAGGAAGGACAAAGUUAUAUAGCCCGCAAUUUUCUGUGUAUGAAAAUUACUAGGCAUAGCUAGACCUAUUACCACAGAUAAUGCGCAUUUAUGGAAAUUCACACUUGACUUUUAAUUAGGCUACUGUAUUGAUAAGCUGAUCCACUGUACUCUAUAUUUCUACUUCUAUCGAGGGAAACAUUAUCUCUGAGCAAUUAUUAAUAACAGACGAUGUUUUACUAUCCAAACGUUUUACAAUACCGCACAGGCUGUUUCUCUACUGUAUGGUUGGCAGCUACAAAAGCUAUCAAAAUUUCUCGGAGAGACUAUCUCAAAGUCAACGUUCAACGCACAUGCGAUGACAUCAUGGAUUACGUGCUGGUGCGGGCCCCGCCUCUCCAGCCGGGACUUCCCCGCCCCCGUUUCUCCCUGUACCUGUCCUUCCAGCUGCAGUAUGGCGUCAUCAUCGUCUACCACCGCCAAUGUGCCCUUUUACUGGAGGAGAUCCAGCACACCAUAGACAGACUGCUGCGCUCCGCCAAGACGCUCAAAAUUGACCUGGUGGAGCCCGACAGGCCGGCCCUAACUGUUCCUGAUGGUCUGUCCAUGUUGGAGGAAUGUGAGAGGGCCCAGGACCCCUUCUUUGGAGUGAUGGAGUACGCGAUGCCCAGCCCCAGUACGAUCAUGCAGGUAGCGUCACUCAGAGAAAGUCUAAACAAGUAAAGGCUCUGGAAAUAC